CCCUGGUUCCCUGUUGCGUAAGGGGAGGGGAGGGUUCUGGAAGGUUCUCGGCUUCCCUCAGUCGCUGCUGGGCGGCGGGAGCGGGCGGCGGCUGUUGUGAGGGCUGAGUCCUGCCGGGGGUUGUGUCGCGGUUUGUUUCCUGGGUGGAGGAGCCUGGCCGGUCGCUAUGGGGGUGACUCAUGAAGCGGGGUUGUCUCCUCAGGCGUCGCCGCUGGAGCAGGAUCCGUGUGGGGGAAGCCCGGCUGGCUGGAGCCGAAGCGCCCUGGUGUCUCACGGGAACCAGCACCGGGGGUGUCCGGCGGCUCCCAGCGGAACAGAGACCGGGUAUUGCAGAACAACAAUAAAAACGGAACCAGCUUCUGAAAGUACCUGCAUGGAGAAAAUGGUGGUUAGGAAAACUGAAGAUAUGACAGGCUUCAUGGAUGACUUAACCCUCAGCUCACCGAAGAAGAGAGAGUCGUCUUUGAGAUCCAAGCGAAGUUGUGAUAGGUCAUCAACAAGAUCAUCUAGCAGAUCCUCUUGCAGUUCACAGUCCAGUUCAAGUAGUUCCUCUUCAGCUUCCUCCAGGAGUUGGAGCCGGUCCAGAUCAAGAUCAAGGUCAUGGGCUAGAAGAAAUCGUUCCCAAAGGUACAGAAGAUGCUCCCGUUCGUAUUCCAGAAGUCGGUCAAGAUCACGUGGCUACAUGAGAUACCGAGGAAGGUACCAUGCCAGACACUACAGGAGGUACCACCGCUCUCCUCCAAGGUAUAGAUCACGCAGUAGGUCGUGGUCUCGUGGAAGAUCGUAUUACAGAAGGUCCUAUUCGAGAAGCAGAUCACGUUCAAGAGGCCGAAGAUAUUAUGGAUUUGGGCGAACAAUAUAUCCCGAAGCUUACAGGAGCUGGAGAAGCAGGUCACGAACAAGAUCUCGGAGUAGGUCACCUCUCCAUUUGAGUGAAAAAGACAAGAGGGAACUCCUGGAAAUUGCGAAAGCUAAUGCUGCAAAAGCUCUGGGAACAGAUAACAUAGUCUUGCCAGCAAGCUUGAAGAUCCUUACUCCUUCCAAAGAGAUAAAAAAUGAAAAAGAGCAUGAAGAUCCUGGAGAGUCAGCUGAGCAACCCAGAAGACUAGCAGAAGACAUGACCAAGAGUGGAAUGGAGAGAGCAACCAUACAGAGAAGCAUUUCUUUCAGUCCUAACAAUACAAUGGCAAAACCAGUACUACAGAAGCCAGCAAGCCAUGUUGUUAAAGAACCGACAGUUUCUCCAGGAAGAGAAGAUGACAGAAAGGGAAGUCCCUAUGGGCAAUGGGUUCCUGUCAAGAAGGAGAAGAAAACAUUUUUAAACUUCUCACCUAAAAGUGCACCGUUCAGGGCACGCUAGCGUAUUUUUGUCGCUGUUUCUGACUGCCACAUUAUGCAUACUUUAGUGAGAUCUGAAAUUUUCUGAUAAGGUUGGAGACUUGUUCAUACUGAGUAUUUAUUCUGAGAUCUUAAUUUUGGAAUCUUAGGUUUCUCUUUCAGAUCUAGAGCACAGUGAUCCAGAAGCCACAGAUGGGAAUCUUGUGUAUAUUUGUAAAUAUUUUGUAUUGCUUUAAUGGACUAGAACUUACAGGUGGGUAACUUUUUCUAAACAAUAGUUCGGUAGCUGUUAUUUUGAACACUUGAUUUACAUUGUGUAACUGUUUACUUAAGUAAAUAAACUUUAGUUUUGCACUGGC
Messenger RNA from Harpia harpyja (harpy eagle), 1697 nucleotides. It is a transcript of the gene RSRP1, whose product is annotated as arginine and serine rich protein 1. The transcript is spliced from 6 exons. The record is from RefSeq and is a predicted model, not a curated record. The coding region runs from base 167 to 1360 and encodes 397 amino acids. NCBI's taxonomy places the organism in Eukaryota, Metazoa, Chordata, Aves, Accipitriformes, Accipitridae.